Messenger RNA from Pocillopora meandrina, 192 nucleotides. The record is from the annotation of a GenBank genome assembly. Lineage: Eukaryota; Metazoa; Cnidaria; Anthozoa; Scleractinia; Pocilloporidae.
AUGAUAAAAGAUUAUCGCAUUUCUCCAAAUGGCAGUGGGGUUGCUUAAUAUCCUAAGGGAGAUGCUGACUAUUGUCUAAGAGAGGAUCUUAAAAUCGAUGGCUUUGAGAAUAUUUGGGUGGACGCGCAAGACUUGUUAACAGGCGUAAUCGCCAACCCACCUAACAGGUCCCAACAGCAAUUUCUUAAUUAA